AUGAGCAAUGUGUCAUCCAUAGAGGCCAUUGAGUUUCUGAAUGCUUUUUAUACUGAGAAUUGUGAUUACGUCCAAGUGGUCUACGCAGAAGCCCAGUUUAUCAAGCUGGAUGCUAGAUGUCCACCAUGCCGCAGUUUGACCCGGGUUCUGGUGGAAUCCUAUCGAAUCGUUAAAGAAAUGGGUCACAAGUUUGAGAUUGUGUUCGUCAGCGCCGACAGGUCGGAGGAGUCCUUUAAGCAGUACUUCAGCGAGAUGCCGUGGUUGGCCGUUCCGUAUUCGGACGAGGCUCGGAGGUCACGACUCAACAGACUUUAUGGAAUACAAGGUAUUCCCACGCUGAUCCUGUUGGACUCGGAGGGUCACAUGGUCACGCGGCAGGGCCGGGUGGAGGUGCUGAACGACCCAGAGUGCCGUCUCUUCCCCUGGCACCCGCGGCCCGUGCUCGAGCUGAACGAGUCCAACGCCGCGCAGCUCCACGAGGGGCCCUGCCUUGUCCUGUUUGUGGAUGCUGAGGAGGAAGGUGAACUGGAGCCAGCCAAGGAGUUGAUUCAGCCAAUCGCAGAGAAGCUCAUGGCCAAGUCCAAAGCCAAGGAGGAGGAGACACCACUGCUGUUCUUCGUAGCCGGAGAGGUGACAUGA
Messenger RNA from Nematolebias whitei (Rio pearlfish), 639 nucleotides. RefSeq names its product nucleoredoxin-like. The record is from RefSeq and is a predicted model, not a curated record. Bases 1 to 639 code for a protein of 212 amino acids. The transcript is spliced from 5 exons. NCBI's taxonomy places the organism in Eukaryota, Metazoa, Chordata, Actinopteri, Cyprinodontiformes, Rivulidae. Gene Ontology annotation, molecular function: thioredoxin-disulfide reductase (NADPH) activity.